Molecule: messenger RNA, 3889 nt
Organism: Teleopsis dalmanni
Lineage: Eukaryota; Metazoa; Arthropoda; Insecta; Diptera; Diopsidae
Product: cell division cycle and apoptosis regulator protein 1-like
Exons: 12
Coding region: 110-3829 (1239 amino acids)
Biological process (GO): regulation of DNA-templated transcription
Cellular component (GO): nucleus
Source: RefSeq, a predicted model, not a curated record
UUAUCGAUUAAUCGAAAAAGACAUUAUCUAGAAAAGCGGCGAUUUUCGCAUACACAUUUUUUUAGUAAAAUUUCUAGAGGUUUGAUUAAAAUUUGUGUUAAGUAUAAUUAUGUCGUUUGGUGGACAAAAUAGUUCUCCAUGGCAGAGAAAUAAUAUGAUGCAAAAUCAAGUGCAAUCAUAUUCUCAACAACAAAUGUUUAUGCAACAACAAAGCGGCUAUGGGGGUGGUAAUUACCAAUCUAACAACGGUUCGGUAGGAUAUCCCCAACGUGGUUUAAAUCCAGUGGCUUUUUCAAAUACUGGAGGUGGCGGCCAAUCACAACACUAUAAUUCGAUUGGAACUGUUACGAAAAUUAAUAACGACUGUGGUUUAGUUAAUGACGAAGUCAUAUUUUAUCGCAACGUUUGUAAGGGCCAAAUACCCAAGUUAGGUGAUCGCGUACUCUUUGAAGCAUCGUUUGCAACUACUGGUAAUUAUAAGUGGAAUGCUACGCGUAUUCAAUUAAUGGGUUCACAAGCGCAACCUCCACCAUUGAUGGGCACCAGCACUGGUAGCGGCCGCAAAGGUUCUGGUUAUAAUGCAGUACCACCACCGAACGAAUAUGAUCAUCAAAAUUUCAACUCGCCCAGAAGAUCGAGUCCAGUUCGCGAUCGUCAUGGGCGUGGUGAUAGAGAGCGUCGUGAACCGAUACGUCGUUCUCGUGAUAGGGAUGAUGUCGAAAGUGAUCGUAAACGUCGUCGAGAGGAUACUGAUCGCAAUCGAGAAGUUAUUUCAUCGACACGUAGUGCAGUUUCUCGUAGUGAGCGAGAUCGCGAUGAUUUGAAACGCGAAAGAGAAAAGGAACGUGAGAAGGAACGUAGUCCUCAUCGUGCUAUUGUAAAAGGUCGUAGACCACGAGUUAUUCCUCGUUAUAUGGUGCAAAUACCAAGAUCAAAUUUAGUAUACAAAAAUGCCGACAUCCAAGAGAUACGUGAACGUUUCAAUAAUCUCUACAUACCAUCUGACUUUUUUAACGCAAGUCUUAAAUGGUCCGAAGCUUUUACUCCAGAUAAUCCAUUUUCUUUACGUCGUCCUUGUCAAUUUCAUAUAAUGCAUAAAAUUGUAGAGACACCUUUUGAAUCUAAACCAGAGGAGCUUGAACCAAAUGAUGUUGACUAUCUUUACACUGCUAAAGUUAUGUUAAUGGCUUUGCCACCAAUCGCUGAGAUGUAUCAAAAAUGCUUUGAGAAUGAUGAAAGUGAAAAUGCACAGCAUUUAGUACAUCCAUCGCGUCUUAUAAGCUUUUUAGUGGGCACACGCGGUCGUCAUGAGCCAAUGGCCAUUGGGGGGCCAUGGAGUCCAUCUAUGGAUGGUAAAAAUCCUGAUAAAGAUCCUUCAGUACUUAUACGUACUGCUAUCAGGACAUGUAAGGCUCUUACUGGCAUUGAUUUAUCAAACUGUACCCAAUGGUAUCGGUUCAUGGAACUUCACUAUCAUCGUACAGAUUAUAAGCACAAAAAGAAAGAUGGACCUCCACGUGUGGAAACUGUGGUUAUUUUUGUACCUGAUGUUCAUUCGUGUAUGCCAACUACAACUCAAUGGCAAAAUUUGGCGGAAACAUACAAAACAUCGGUGGAAAAUGUAAUUGCACGCAAAAUAGCAGCUGCUAAAUCAACAGUUGCUUUAGAAGUUGAGGAUGCUUCUCCAGCUGGAAAUUCAACGUUGGCAAAUAAUUCAGUUACCGAAACAGACAGUAAAGUUGAGAACGAGAGUACCGAUGACAUUAAUGCUGAUGCAGCGAAUGAUGGAAUGGAUGCCGAAGUUACACAGACCAACCUGGAUAUAUCGUCUGAUGGUGAUGAUAACAAUAUCGAAAAGGAAGGGUUACAACCCACUCAUUAUUCAAAAUUAGAUUUGAAGAAUAUGAAGGUGAAAAAUAUUAAAGAUGAAUUAAUGGCACGCAACUUGCCAUCGAAAGGUAUACGAAGUAUGCUUAUGGGACGCUUAGCUAAAGCAAUCAAUGCUGAAAAAGCUGAGGAAAUCGCAAACAAGAAUUCAAGUAAGAAUGUAGAAACAUCAAAAGACAAUGAUGAGAAUAUUGAUAAAGAAGAGGAUGAAGAUGACGUCGAAAUUAUUGAAGAAAAAACAGAAGAAAAUGAUGAACAAGAAGAUGGCAUGAUGGACGUAGAUAUGAAUGAUAUAUUAAUAUUGGAUGAAUAUGAUUCAAGCAAAAAUCCAGAGGAUACUAAUAAUGAAUUCAAUGAAAGAGAAAAGAAUCAAUUAAUACGUCGUUACAGUUUGCCCAGUGAACCACAUGUUAUUGUUCAUCCAAACAAGGCUGCCAAGAAUGGCAAAUUUGAUUGCUCUGUAAUGUCGUUAUCAGUUUUACUAGAUUACAGUCCAGAUGAUGCAAAAGAACGUUUCUUUGAGCUUUCCUUAUUUGCGGAACUUUUUAAUGAAAUGUUGAUGCGUGACUUUGGUUUUACUAUUUAUAAAGAACUAUACUUGUAUGAAGGUAAGAAAGUGGAAGAAACUGAAGCUAAGGAUGAGAAUAAUGAGUCUGUUAAAGAUGAAAGUAGUAAGGAUGUUCCUACAGAAAAGUCUAGUACUACCACUACUGACGAGAAAUCAACAAAACCAAAUAAUGAACGAAAACGUAAAGCAGAUAACACUAAUGUAAAAGAGAAAGAAAAAGAAAAAGAAAAAGAAAGUACUAUUAGGGACAAAGAAAAUAGUUCUGCAAAAGAUAAAGACAAAGCUAAGGAAAGUUCUGUUGAAAAGAAAAUGGUUAUCGUUAAACCACAUCUGUUAUUAUCUUUCAUAUAUUUUGAUGUAACUCAUUGUGGUUAUUUGUUUCAAAAAGAUAUAGAGGCUUUAUUUUCUGUAUUGGGUCUGAACCUUUCACGUGGGCAAAUACGUGCUGUUCUAGAAAAAGUGUCAGCUCAUCAAAUAUAUUAUCGCAAAAUAACUGACAAAGAAGAAUCCCUCGAUGCGCCACCAACUUUACAAGAUGCAGAUGACAUACCAGAGGAUGAACUUAAGGACAUUGCAUUAGGAAAUAAUAAAUAUGAUUCGAUUCUUAAUGAAAAAGUUGUUAGUAAACAAUCUUCGAAAGCAACUAGUGCAAGUGAUGGUCUAAUCAGUUACAAUGGUGCUUUGGUGCACGUUGGAAAACUUAUGGAACAAAUUAAACGUACUGAAAAGAAUUAUUCCGAUUUAGAAAAGCUGCAUAAUGAUUUACUCAAAUCCCAUACUGAGUUAAAUAAAGAGCAUACAAAAUCAAACAGCAAAGUUAAAGAUCUUCAAUCAGAUGUUAAGUCUUUAAAUAGAAAAUUAUCAGACGUUCAUCAAGAACUUAAUGGUGUUAAUCGUAAAUAUCGUGAUCAACAGGCUACAAUACAAUUCAUUUAUAACCGCGUUCAACCAUAUUUCCGUGAAAAAGAAAAGGAGAAGCAUGAAAGUGGACGCGAAAAAGAAACUGAUAAAGAUAAGGAAAAAGAAAAACCUAAGGAAAAAGAAUCUAAAGAUAACAAGGAAAAAGAGUCUAAAGAUACAAAGGACAAAGAGUCGAAAGACAUCAAGGAGAAAGAUUCGAAAGACACAAAGGACAAAGAGUCUAAAGAUACCAAGGACAAAGAGUCCAAAGACCCCAAGGACAAAGAAUGUAAAGACAUAAAGGACAAAGAAAAAAACAAACAAAAAGAAUCUAAUAAGAGUGAUGACAAGCAAAAGAAAGCUGUCGACAAAAAUAAAAUUAAAACAAAUCACGACGCUGGUAAACCUGAUGGUAAGAAACCAGAUGAAAACAUUCCUGACAAAAACGUGAAAGUCGUUUCCGGUAAAAAAUAAUUUACUAUCUUGUAUACAUAAUAUUUAACUUAUUACAUUGAAUUUUUUCAAUAAACUUAA